AUGAACUCGUCUUCCGUCCACGCCUACCACGCAAAAAACACCGUCAAGCUGCAGCUGAAGGAGUCUACGCCCGGCUCGCAGAUCCCGUUUGCAGGCCUCGUCACCUCCACGCCAGAACUCCGGGACAAGCACCGGUUUAGCCUGCAUCCGCUGCUCUUUAACAGCGUCCUCCAGAACAUGUACAUUGGCCAGGCCGACUUCUCGAAAGUGCACACCGUGUACUACGGCCGCCGGAUCAUCGAGUCGACCUAUUUGCCCGGCCAGUUCACGCUCGAUUACCACGUGGACCCUGAAGAUCCCGAGGUUUUCGCUCAACGGUCUGCGGCCACACAGCCCGAAAAUUAUCCAAAGCUGCAUCCCAGAACCAGAUACUACACGGAGCAGGAAAUAGACCGGGUGCACAAAAAGUGGCAGGAGAACACGCUUCCGAUAGUGCUGGUGUUGCACGGGCUUUCCGGCGGCUCGCACGAGCAGAAUAUCCGCUCGAUCGUGGACCAUCUGGAGGGCACCGCCAACGUGGCUGUUCUCAAUAGCAGAGGCUGUGCGCGGUCGAAAAUCACCACUCCGACGCUGUUUUCGGGCCUGCACACCGACGAUCUGCGGCAGACCGUGCAGGAUCUGCGCACACGGUUCCCGGACAGACAGCUGCAUCUCGUUGGGGUCUCUCUUGGCGGCCUGAUUUUGAGCAAUUAUCUCGCCGAGGAGUCGGAGAAGUCGCUGGUCACGAGCGCGUUCACCGUUGGAGCUCCGUGGAAUUUGCAGAGCGACAUGGAAGCGCUGACCCGCUCGGUUGCUGGCAAAUACAUGUUUGAGCCGUACAUCAGACAGAUCCUGUUGAGAGUGCUCAAGUCGAACAUCAAGGGCUUGAAAGCCAACCCGGACUUUGACGAGCAGGAGUUCCUAGACUUAUACAAGAACGCCACACACGUGUCCCAGAUCGACGACCGCUACACGUGUCGCGAGGCAGGUCUUCCUUCGGCCUCCACGUACUACAUGGCAGCGUCUCCGCUGAUCAGAAUCUUCAAGAUCAAGACUCCGAUGGUGAUUUUGAAUUCGCUGGACGACCCGUUCCUCAGCUGCAACUACCCGGUCGCCGAAGUGCAACGCAACCCGUAUCUAUACAUGGCUAGCACCGAUAAGGGAGCACACUAUGCGUAUGUGGACCCCAAGGGAGACAUGUGGUACUCGCCGGUCAUCAAGAGGUAUAUCGAGUCCUGGAAGGACAUAAAGGACGUUCGUCCGGACGAUGGCGGCUUCAAUGUGAAACAGACCAAAUUUAAAGACGCUAUAGAUUUAUAUUGA
Messenger RNA from Ogataea angusta, 1302 nucleotides. RefSeq lists its product as uncharacterized. The transcript has a single exon. Gene Ontology annotation, biological process: medium-chain fatty acid catabolic process; medium-chain fatty acid biosynthetic process. Gene Ontology annotation, molecular function: acetylesterase activity; monoacylglycerol lipase activity. The record is from RefSeq and is a predicted model, not a curated record. Bases 1 to 1302 code for a protein of 433 amino acids. Lineage: Eukaryota; Fungi; Ascomycota; Pichiomycetes; Pichiales; Pichiaceae.